Colossoma macropomum (tambaqui) is the source of this 1566-nucleotide messenger RNA. RefSeq names its product RAB34, member RAS oncogene family b (gene rab34b). Bases 212 to 988 code for a protein of 258 amino acids. The transcript is spliced from 11 exons. Gene Ontology annotation, molecular function: GTPase activity; GTP binding. The record is from RefSeq and is a predicted model, not a curated record. NCBI's taxonomy places the organism in Eukaryota, Metazoa, Chordata, Actinopteri, Characiformes, Serrasalmidae. Gene Ontology annotation, biological process: endocytosis; phagosome-lysosome fusion.
GCAGGAGGCAGGGGGGGAGUGUUAAAAGUCGAACUGCAUACGGUUAAAUGUGUUUCUUUGCCUUUCAAGAAAAACUGUCCGAUCGCUUAACAUCAAAAUACAUCAAAACUCAGCACCAGAGGAAGAACUAUCUUUACAUUGUUUGGCACUGCGAACGGAGACAGGGUGAAAUCCUAUGAUGAGCAGUUCCUGACUCUUGAGGAGCCCGAUUAUGAGUUCUCUACCACCUAUACGAGAAGACAGGAUCAUCUGUGAGCUCCCUCUGUACUUCACAAAGGAUGCUGCACUGCACACCAAAGACACCUUUCACGUUACUGUUCAAGAUGCAUGUCAGAGUCAGAAGUCAGACCCAGUGGGAUUUAAUGUAGCCAAGGUCAUUGUUGUGGGUGAUGUAGGAGUGGGAAAAACAUGUUUAAUUAAUAGGUUUUGUAAGGACUCUUUCGACAAAGGCUACAAAGCCACUAUUGGAGUGGAUUUUGAGAUGGAGAGAUUUGAAAUCCUGGGAGUGCCCUUUAAUCUGCAGUUGUGGGACACUGCAGGUCAGGAGAGGUUUAAAUGCAUUGCCUCCACCUACUACAGAGGGGCUCAAGCCAUCAUAGUUAUAUUUGAUCUAAGCAACUACUAUUCUUUGGACAAUGCGAGACAGUGGCUUGAAGAUGCCAUGAUAGAUAAUGAUCCUUCCAGUGUACUGCUCUUCCUUGUGGGAACCAAGAAGGAUCAGAGUCAUCCUGACCUGUUGGCCCAGAUGGAGCACGAAGCCAUCAAGCUGUCAGAGGAGAUAAAGGCUGAGUACUGGGCUGUGUCUGCUCUGUCAGGAGAGAGUGUGAGACAGUUCUUUCUCCGGGUUGCAUCACUUACCUUUGAGGCUUCUGUAUUGGCUGAACUGGAAAGGAAGAAUACAAGACAAACAGGAGACGUUGUCAGAAUCACUGAUAAUCACAAUGAUAUCAAAGCGUUAAGGAAGAAGCAAGCCAACUGCUGCAAUUGAGUGUAAGAGCAUCACUGAGGUGUGAAUGGAUGUCAGAGAAUAAGAACAGAGACAUAGAUCAGCUCAGUCCCGCACCAAAGCACAGACUGCUGAUGUAAAGUGCUAUCACCAGCUGCACUGGACUGCUCAGCUUUGGGUCACUGGACUGAAGAACAAACAGCUGAUGUCAAAGCUGUAUGAGAGCUUCAGAGGUGGUUAGUUCAUCUGGACAAUGAACGGCUCUGACAAGAAAAUCACCUGACACAUUUUGCUACCCAUUGUGCUCAGGUGCACAAGGAUAAAAGAAUACUAUUGUUUCGCUGAAAGAAGUCUUAUAGUAUAUAUGAGCUUGCUAACAAGAUAAUGCAUAUAUAAAAGCACAAAAUGGAUAUAAAAAGGAUAACACAUUUAUCUAUAUGCAAAAAAAUGACCAUUUAUUACCAAAUACUUCAUUUAAUGUCAAGAAAUGUAGCUAUUUUGGAGUAAGAAGUCCUAAAGGAAUAGCCCAAUAUUUAAUCCUUAGAGCAUAGUUUUUAAAAACUUUAAAACAUUUUUUUUUAGUUUUUAAUUUAUUUCCAGUUAAUGAUUUAUUAUUUUUU